UUUGAUGUACGGUGAAACUUCUUUCCUCUCUGUUCCUUUUCUUCUCUGAGUCCUUUCAAAAAGAUACAAAAUGUCAAAGCCAAGAAUUAUAGGACAGCUUGUUAUUGUAGCCUAUAAAGCUAAAUAUUUACCGGAACGAGAAGUUGUAGGAAAACAGGAUCCUUUCGUUAUCUUUCGUAUAGGCGAAACAAUUGAAAGAACGAAAACGGAUUACCGUGGUGGACAACAUCCAAUUUGGGACGAUCAGGUUAUACUACCUAUUCCAGAGAAAAAGACAAAAGUUGUAUGUCAAGUUUACGAUGAGGAUGGUAAACGGCAAGAGCUUAUUUCAGAAACCGAAUUAGAUCUGACAAAAGUGUUGACGGAAGGGGAACAAGAUGGCUGGUUUCCUUUGAGUUACAAAAACAGAUCUGCAGGUGAAAUCUACUUAGAGCUGACAUUUUAUGCUGCUAGGCCACCGCCCAAAAGAACGCCAACGCGUUUUGGGAUGAGUAAACCGUAUAGGACAGCCGGAGGAUAUGUUCCAGCAACUGUGCCUCAACAAACUCGCCCUUAUAUCAGUUCUCCGCAAUAUCCCCCUCAACCAACCAACGGCAGACCACCGCACGGUCCAGUUCCCGUUGAAUCCCAAUCCACUCCAGUACAUCAAAAUCACCAAUAUCGACCGCCACAACAAUAUCGUCCACAGUAUCCUCCUCAACCCAACCCUACCCCUUCCAUGUCUAAUGGGUCGCAGCAUUCUUACUCAUCUCAACAAUCCUAUCCUCCUGUUCCUGUUCCCAGCAGUAGUACAGGUACCAAUGGUCGCCCUAUGUCAUAUGGUGGCUAUCGACCUCCUCCUUCAUCAACAGCUGCACCAUUGUUAACAUCUUCCUACAAGGCUACUCAUGAUAAUAAUAUGCCCGGUGGGUUUAAUGGAGGUUAUCCACCCAUGAAUAGUAACAACGGAAUAUACCCGCCUCAACAGGCUAAUUCAAAUAUGGCAGGGAAUAGAAAUAGCUACCCAUUGUAUGCCAACAGUCAUCCUCAUACCGGUUCAUACCCACCACAACAGUUGAAUGCGUUCCCUGAGCCGCAGCAUAUGUCAAUGGGAGGAUACGUCCCUCAUUCAGAUCCAGUUAUGGGUACGCCAUUUGCAGCUCAUCAAGGCAGUAGCAUACCUCUUCCUAAUAAUCAUCAAGGAUACCCUCCUCAUUCCCCCGCCUAUCCUCCAUAUUAAUUUAAGGUAGCUGACAAUACUGACUCGAUAUUGGUUUAAGAAAAUAUGAAUUAUGUAGAAUAUUAAAGGCAAAUAAUCACAGCUUAAAGUAUUGAUUUAACUUGAAGUAAAUACAUAGCUUGUCUUUUGCUUGCUUAUUUAUAUACACGAAUAUAUAGGAACACUAGUGAAUGUGUCUAAAUAUAUUGUUCAUUUCGAUUUGCAAUGCUUUCUGCUAAAGUAAAUAACAAUGGUUGAGG
Messenger RNA from Mycotypha africana, 1458 nucleotides. RefSeq names its product C2 domain-containing protein. The coding region runs from base 71 to 1219 and encodes 382 amino acids. The record is from RefSeq and is a predicted model, not a curated record. The transcript has 7 exons. Lineage: Eukaryota; Fungi; Mucoromycota; Mucoromycetes; Mucorales; Mycotyphaceae.